This is a messenger RNA of Glossina fuscipes, 656 nucleotides long. It is a transcript of the gene ND-B17.2, whose product is annotated as probable NADH dehydrogenase [ubiquinone] 1 alpha subcomplex subunit 12. Gene Ontology annotation, biological process: mitochondrial respiratory chain complex I assembly; response to oxidative stress. Lineage: Eukaryota; Metazoa; Arthropoda; Insecta; Diptera; Glossinidae. Gene Ontology annotation, cellular component: membrane. The coding region runs from base 100 to 519 and encodes 139 amino acids. The transcript is spliced from 5 exons. The record is from RefSeq and is a predicted model, not a curated record.
UGUGGUUUCUGUUUUGCCUUUUAAAUAGUUUCCCUUAUUACCAACUGUCAACAACAGCUGUUCUGAUUUAACAAUAUUUUCUUUAACUGCUAAGGGAAGAUGUCGAAAUAUUUUGGGUUCAAUCGCCUAGUUAAACUAUACGACAUUAUACGUCAAAAUGGUGGGAUAAAAAAAACCUACUUAAAAUUGUAUCGGAACGACGACUUGAAACUAGGUUGUUUAAUAGGCACUGAUAAGUACGGCAAUAAAUAUUAUGAGAAUCCUUAUUACUUUUAUGGACGAAAUCGCUGGGUAGAAUUUUCCGAACAUGUACAUAUGGAUUAUGAUGGCUCACAAAUACCAGCUGAAUGGUUUGGAUGGAUGCACUAUAAGACGGACAUACCGCCAAUCCGCGAUGGCAAACGUCCCAAAUAUAAAUGGAUGGCUGACCAUAGUGAAAAUCUAUCUGGAACAAAAGAACAGUAUAUGCCCUACACUACGACAAAGCCGAAAAUAGAAGCUUGGAGUCCAAAAAAAUAAGAUAGCGAAUAGCAUGAUACGUUUUGUAUUAAACUAAAAUUGUUGUUAAAAAAUUAAUUGAACGGAAUGUAACAACAAUGUAUUUUGAUCGACGUUUUAAAUCUUAAAUUAAAAAAGAAUAAAUUUCUUUAAGGAAA